CUCGUUUACGCGAGUUUACGGGAGUUUAGUGUUGUGAUUGAGUGUUGGAGGCAUGGAGGCGAUACUGAACUGCAGAAAGGAGGAUUUGGAGGAUUAUUACGGGCUGCUCGGUUGCGAUGAAUUGUCAACGACUGAACAGAUUGUCAAUGAGUUUAAAGUGAGAGCUCUAGCCUGCCAUCCUGACAAACACCCAGAGAACCCCAAAGCAGUGGAGGAGUUCCAGAAGUUACAGGAAGCUAAAGAGGUUCUCACAGAUGAGAAUAAAAGAAAGAAUUAUGAUCUCUGGCUCAGAAGUCAAAUUACAAUCCCGUUCAGCGAAUGGCGAGCGCUCAGUGACUCUGUUAAAACGUCAAUGCAUUGGGCCGUGAGGACCAAGAAGGAGCCAAUGCUUGAGGCUGCAAAAGAUACAGAUCCGGUGAACGUGAAUCGAGUGAAAGUGUCAGACGGCGAAACCGCAGCGGAGGAUAAACCGCCCGAACUCUCACUGCCAUCCAGUGAUUAUUGGCAUCACAGGUUUCGCUGGGCCGGUGAAGCUCCCUCAGGCCUUUUACAGAAGUUCAGGAACUAUGAAAUAUAAAUGCAUAUUUUCUGUUGUUCUAUGCUUUUGUGUGUAAGUGCAUAUAUUCCAUAUAUAGAGUUAUAAAUCAGAAAUGACCAAUUGUUUACUUGGUUUUACCAUUUAUGGCAUAACAUUGACUUUGCCUGUUUUUUUGUUUUAUUGGAUGCUUAUGUAUGUUGACAUAAAUGUCUAGCAGUGAUGCUUCAUAUGCCUUAAAUAUCCAAUCAGCAUUAUUUUCCUGAAAUAUGAGCAAAACGUUUUCAAGCCAGCAGAUUUGCACAAGAAAUGAUUAUGAAGUUUAUUUUAAUUAAUAUAAUGAGCCAUUAAUAAUUUAUUUAAUAAAUAUAUCAUUAAAUACUACUACUACUACUACUAAUAAAAUAACAUUAAAUAGUCUAUAUUAAUAUUACUUGCAUAACUACAUAAGCCAGGAGUGUCUUAAAAAUAUCACUUUUGUAUUCAUCAUUUUAUUUAUUAUCAGGAAAAAAAGUGAAAAGUGUUUAUGAUAUAUGUUGUGCAGUCAGCAUUUUGAGGCAAAUUUGUGUGUUUUUGUAAAAGUAUGUGCAUCUGUGGCCAUUUCAAGUGUGUUUCUGGUUGUGUGUGUUGUGCAUUGUGCUUAAUUGUCAGCCAAUGUUGCAUAAAUAAAACAACCUGUCAUGCACUAGGACAAAAAUAUUGAAGUCAUUAUUAUU
Labeo rohita (rohu) is the source of this 1251-nucleotide messenger RNA. It is a transcript of the gene dnajc12, whose product is annotated as DnaJ (Hsp40) homolog, subfamily C, member 12. The record is from RefSeq and is a predicted model, not a curated record. Gene Ontology annotation, cellular component: cytoplasm. The transcript is spliced from 5 exons. Bases 53 to 577 code for a protein of 174 amino acids. Lineage: Eukaryota; Metazoa; Chordata; Actinopteri; Cypriniformes; Cyprinidae.